This is a messenger RNA of Symbiodinium necroappetens, 1652 nucleotides long. The record is from the annotation of a GenBank genome assembly. NCBI's taxonomy places the organism in Eukaryota, Dinophyceae, Suessiales, Symbiodiniaceae.
AUGGAGGAGGGCGUUGCCAGCGGGUUGGUGGUGAGAGAUCUGGAUGGCCGUGUGUACACUGGCUUCCUUCAGUGGAAGAACGUGAUGGAAUCCAAGUGUAGGUUCGAGUCCAUGAGUAGCAAUCGAGCCAUAAAUGACGACGUCGUCGACGAGCGGGUACGUCACAACCUCAAGGAGCUGACAAGGUCCGGACGCUUUUGUGAGUUUGGACAGAUCAAUUUGCUCAUACUCCUAAAUAGCACUACUCACAACUUCUACGUCAUGGAUGGCCAGCAUCGAGUUCGUGUAAUGGAGAAACUGUACAAGGAGACGGGAAAGGACAUCAGGUUUCAAUUCCGUGCCAAAGCUGUUUCAGAUGAUGCAGAGGCGCAUCAAGAGUUGUUGCACUUCCAGAACAGCUACCCCUCGGAUCCGAGAUCUUUCUUUUCUGCCAAGCAUGCGCGGGAGGUUUCGACAUCGGUGCUGCUGCGGCUUCGGACCGAAUUCCCAAGCAAUGAGCUGUGGGUUCAGGUUCAGACGUCACGCGCCGGCAAGCGCUGUGGAGAUCCGAACAGACCAAAGUUGAACGAUUUUCUUGUGUUUUGGUUUCUCCAAGAUAGCAGUCUCCUUCGUGACGACUGCACUGAUGCCCAAGUCUUCCAACAUGUUGUCAAGAUGAACCGCUUGAUGAAGCACCUGUCGCAAACCGACUCAAGCAAGUUGGGCAAGGGAGUGACGCAGAACAUGAUUCGCUCAGCUUCCAGAUGGGGCUGCUUCCUUGGCUUCUUUCGCGAGGAAGCCCUUCACUGGCAUGACUUGAACGGGCAGUUGGGAAACCUACCGGCCGACACUGCUUCCGAAGCUGCUCAAAGCCGAGAAGAUCGAGACUCCUUGGCUUGUGUCAUCUGUAUGGAUGCAGCUCGGAACACUGUGCUGCAGCCGCAAUUCCUUGAAGCUCGAGGAAAGAUGAAUGAUAAGCUUGUCGAAAUCAUCAAUCGUGUUUAUACAGAGCCGCACGACACUUUGGACAGCCUGAAGAGGAUGAUGAAAGAUCAUUUGCACAACAAUUCAAGCGCUUGGAAUGACCAGGUUGAUUACUUGGUCGGACGCAUGGCCGAAAUCGGAGAUAAAGCUCAGAACCAACGGCCAGACAGUGUGCGAGUUCGACGUGCACGGGGGGACCAGGCUCCUGCACAGGUCGACUUGGACAGCAGGUGCAAGUGGUACACAGGGACCCUCCAUCUGAUGGUCAGGAAGAUGUACGAAGAUCAGAAGGAAGAGCCAGAAAAAGUGGAGGCCAUCGGCAAGGCUGUGGACAAAAGUCUGAAGGAGUUCAAAGAUCUGGUCGAGGAUCUAGAGAGAAGGCUGAAGAGCACAAUAAAUCUUGAGGAUGAGGUGAGGCAAGCGGUCGGUCACAACGACUGGCUUGCAGAAGACUUGAACGUGCUGGUGCAUAAGGAGGUUCGCCACACAACAGCCGGAGAAGAGAAGCAGGUUUGGGAGGAUCUCAAAAGCGAGCUUAGCUUCAUGCUAGAGGUACACGACGAACAAAGUCGGGAACGUAUGAAGAGGGCAUGCAAACUUGAUGAUUUGCUCAGGAUUGUCAAGGAAGAAGUGGAGAAGCAAAGAGCCGACUUACUAGGGGAUGAUUCGGAUGGGUCCUCAUCGUCAUA